Messenger RNA from Symbiodinium sp. CCMP2592, 510 nucleotides. The record is from the annotation of a GenBank genome assembly. Lineage: Eukaryota; Dinophyceae; Suessiales; Symbiodiniaceae.
AUGAUGGCGGCCAGAAGCCCAUGGACGUGGACCGGAUCUGGGCUGGCAAGGGAAAGGCCCGGGAUGGCAGAGGCAAGACAAAUGGACGGCAAGGGCAAGUAUGGCAAGGAGGGCAACAACAAGGGCAAGGAUGGCAAAGGCAAGGCCAAGGACGGCAAGGGCAAGGGCGGCAAAAACAAGGACGGAAAGGGCUACAGUCAGGGGAGCCAGUGGACCGCCAAUGCUUGGAAUGAUCCCGAGGCUUGCCGGAUCUGCGGGAAGCAUGGGCACGGGAAGUGGGAAUGCGCACAGGCGACCGGGAAAGGUAAAGGCAGCUGGAAAGGGCAGAAGGGCAAGAUGAACCAGGUCGAGCAGCAGCCGACGCCAUCGUCGGCGUCUUCAGUGGCCCCCUCAAUCGUGUCGAUUACCUCGCCUCCUUCGGCUUCUGUGUACCGCGGCAACGCCUCUGUGAAUGUCAUCGAGGCGUAUGUCAUGACUCCUCCCGGUGCCGCAUCACGGGGAGGCAGUUAA